ACGUAUAAAGACCAGGAAAGAGAAGUAGAACAAUAAAGGAAGACCAGAAAAAGGAAAACGAGAAAAGAAAGACACAAAAAAGACCAAACAGCGACCAAGACCGAGACCAAAAUCACAGGAAGGUAAACAGAAGAGCUGCAAGCAGUCACCCGGCAGGUCGUCAUGGCGGUGGAGUGGGGCUCACGGUGGAGUGAGGUGCGGAAGCUGCUGGAGCGGCCGGGGCCCUUCACCCACCCAGACUUUGAGCCGUCCCCCGACACCCUCAAGAUGAUGCAGGAAAAUAUCAAAGUCCUGGUGAUCGGAGCGGGAGGCCUCGGGUGUGAGCUGCUGAAGGACCUGGCGCUGAUGGGCUUCACCAACCUCCACGUCAUUGACAUGGACACCAUCGACCUCUCAAACCUCAACCGCCAGUUUCUUUUCCGCAAGAAGGACAUCGGCCGACCCAAGGCGGAGGUGGCGGCGGAGUUCAUCAACCAGCGCAUUGACGGGUGCCAUGUCCAACCAUACUACAAGAAGAUCCAGGACUUUGACGACGAUUUCUACCGCUCCUUCCACCUGGUAGUGAGCGGCCUGGACUCCAUUGUGGCACGGCGCUGGAUCAACGGCAUGCUGCUCUCCUUGCUCUGCUACGAGGACAGUAUGCUGGACCAGAGUUCCGUCAUUCCGCUGGUGGACGGCGGGACAGAGGGGUUCAAGGGGAACGCGAGGGUCAUCCUGCCGGGCCUCACACCUUGCAUUGAGUGUACGCUGGACCUCUUCCCUCCACAGAUCAACUUCCCGCUGUGCACCAUCGCCCACACACCACGACUCCCUGAGCACUGCAUAGAGUGGGUGCGGCUGCUGCUGUGGUCAAAGGAAAACCCCUUCUCGGCAGACACAUCAAUUGACGGGGAUGACCCGCACCACAUCAACUGGAUUUUUGAGAAGGCGCAGAAGAGGGCGGCUGAGUAUGGCAUCACGGGGGUCACGUACAGACUGACGCAAGGGGUGGUGAAGCGCAUCAUCCCAGCCGUCGCCUCCACCAACGCCGUCAUCGCUGCCGCCUGCUGCACUGAGGUCUUCAAGCUGGCCACCUCUGCUUGCACCCCAAUGAACAACUACUGUGUGUUUAACGAUUCGGAUGGCAUCUAUACUUACACUUAUGAGCAGGAGAAAAAGGAAGACUGUGUGGCAUGCAGUCAGGUGCCCAAGGAGCUGGAGAUCCAAGCGACCGACAAACUCCAGGACAUUAUAGCCAUACUCACGGACUCACUCCAAUACCAGAUGAAGAAACCCGGACUGCAGGCGAUGGUGGACGGCAGAACCAAAUCACUGUACCUACACUCACCCGCUUCCAUUGAGGAGAAACUGAGGCCAAACCUUAAGAAAACAGUGGAAGAACUUGGGUUGCGGGACGGCAUGGAGAUCGCUGUAGCAGACGUAACUUCCCCCAGCACUGUCCUCUUCAGGGUUAAGCUUAAGUCCUAAGUCUCGAUAGAUCUUUUCCAUGUUUUAAAUUGUGAUAACAUUUGUGUGUGUGUGUGUGUGUGUAUGUGUGUGUGUAGGUUCUUCAGUUCAUAAUUAUAAAGGAACUGCUUCUUCACAUUGCACGUUACCAAGGGAAAGAAUUAAAUGUCCAGCUUAUA
Messenger RNA from Eriocheir sinensis (Chinese mitten crab), 1625 nucleotides. RefSeq names its product NEDD8-activating enzyme E1 catalytic subunit-like (gene Uba3). The record is from RefSeq and is a predicted model, not a curated record. Lineage: Eukaryota; Metazoa; Arthropoda; Malacostraca; Decapoda; Varunidae. Gene Ontology annotation, molecular function: NEDD8 activating enzyme activity. Gene Ontology annotation, biological process: protein neddylation. Bases 163 to 1467 code for a protein of 434 amino acids. Gene Ontology annotation, cellular component: nucleus; cytoplasm. The transcript has 10 exons.